UCGUGGCUACAGGAUUGCCUGGCCUUCUAUAUUUUCCUACUUCUAACACACUUUGAGGAAUCAAAAUCCUAUUGAACUCUUGUGGUUUUCUCUUAAAUACGCAAACAUAGUAGUAAUCAACAAUGAGAUAGCAAACAGCAUAAUGCGCAUUGCAAUAGCAGGCUCUGGCGGCUUAGCCCAAGUUUCCGCCCACUACAUCAAUGAGACGGUACAUCCAUUCAUCAUUUUGUCAAGACAGGUUAGUGGACUUAAGAUCUCUGCUUUCCGAACUGAAUUUGACCAUGCCUUUAGACUCGACCAGAUCUAGAAUCACUGGGCUACCAAGAAACCGUAGUCAACUACAACAAUCAGGAUGAUCUCCGUUUUCAUCUUCGAGGGAUAGAUAUUGUUAUUUCAACGGUAUCUGGGACCCCCCAAAUCAACGUUAGUGAUGCCGCCGCUCAUUCUCGUGUCUCGGGUAACCGAUAUCCCUACAUCUUGCACACAUUUUAUAACCUCAAAAAUUAUCAAUCAUAUGAAUUAAAUCACUAUUAGUAUAGCUACACAAAACAUUAUAAAGCUUAUACUAGUUCAUAUUGAAGAGUAAAAAUAUCCUCAAUAUAUUUAUAUAGCAAAAUUAUUUGGAAUCAAUUGUUCUAUACUUUUUCGAUGUUAUAAAAAUAAAUCAGUCUUCUAUAAUAUAGUCUAUACUGAUUUGUAUCAAUGCCUUUUGU
Sclerotinia trifoliorum is the source of this 713-nucleotide messenger RNA. The record is from the annotation of a GenBank genome assembly. Lineage: Eukaryota; Fungi; Ascomycota; Leotiomycetes; Helotiales; Sclerotiniaceae.